Grammomys surdaster is the source of this 915-nucleotide messenger RNA. It is a transcript of the gene Dio3, whose product is annotated as iodothyronine deiodinase 3. The transcript has a single exon. Lineage: Eukaryota; Metazoa; Chordata; Mammalia; Rodentia; Muridae. Gene Ontology annotation, molecular function: thyroxine 5'-deiodinase activity. The record is from RefSeq and is a predicted model, not a curated record.
AUGCCUCGCCAGGCCGCCUCGAGGUUGGUGGUCGGAGAAGGUGAAGGGCCCCCGGGGGCUUCGGGGCCGGCGGCCACCAUGCUCCGCUCCCUGCUGCUUCACUCUCUGAGGCUCUGCGCCCAGACCGCCUCGUGCCUCGUGCUGUUCCCGCGCUUCCUAGGCACGGCCUUCAUGCUCUGGCUUUUAGAUUUCUUGUGCAUCCGCAAGCAUUUCCUGCGCCGUCGCCAUCCUGACCACCCCGAGCCCGAAGUAGAACUCAACAGUGAAGGCGAUGAGCUGCCCCCUGAUGACCCGCCCAUCUGCGUAUCGGACGACAACCGUCUGUGCACCCUGGCCUCUCUCAAGGCCGUGUGGCAUGGCCAGAAGUUGGAUUUCUUCAAGCAGGCCCAUGAGGGUGGCCCAGCGCCUAACUCGGAGGUCGUCCGGCCUGAUGGCUUCCAGAGCCAACGCAUCCUCGACUAUGCACAAGGGAACCGCCCGUUGGUGCUCAACUUUGGCAGCUGUACCUGACCACCGUUCAUGGCGCGGAUGAGCGCCUUCCAGCGCCUGGUCACCAAGUACCAGCGCGACGUUGACUUCCUUAUCAUCUACAUCGAGGAAGCCCACCCAUCCGACGGCUGGGUCACCACAGAUUCACCCUAUGUCAUCCCCCAGCACCGCAGCCUGGAGGACCGUGUCAGCGCAGCAAGAGUACUUCAACAAGGCGCACCUGGCUGUGCUCUGGUCCUAGACACUAUGGCCAACUCCAGCAGUUCCGCAUAUGGUGCCUAUUUUGAGCGCCUCUACGUCAUUCAGAGCGGCACCAUCAUGUACCAGGGAGGCCGUGGCCCCGACGGUUACCAGGUGUCUGAGUUGCGCACUUGGUUGGAGCGCUACGAUGAGCAGUUGCAUGGUACUAGGCCACGUCGAUUCUAA